AUGGUAUUCCCUUAUCUAUUUCUACUAAUGGAUAAUAGUAAUAUUCUUAAUUGGAAUUUAAGGGGUCUGAGUAGUUCUAAUAAGCAUAAAGUUGUUGUGGAUAUUUGUAGUAGGUUCAAAAUAGGUAUUGGAGGUUUUUUAGAGACUAAGAUGAAGGGUCCUAAAGUCCUGGAUUUUAUGAAGCAAAAGUUACCUAACUGGGAUUUUUAUACUAGUAUGGUAACAGAGGGUAGGCUUUUGAUUGUGUGGAGGAAGGUUUUUGUCAAGGUUACAAUUCUUGAGGAUUCUCCUCAAUUUGUUCACUGUUUGGUUUCGAUGGUGGGUCAGAAGCACAAGGGACUUCAACGCCCCUUUUCUGGUAUGGAUAGAGUUGGUGGUAAUCCUAUUUCUGGUGUUGAAUUGGUGGAUUCAGUUGGUUGGCUUGAGGAGGCUCACAUGGUUCCCUUAAAAAGUUUAGGAUCGUUUUUCACUUGGACUAAUAAUCAAAAUGGUUCAACUCGCAUUUAUUCUAAAAUUGAUCAUGCUUUUGUCAAUGAAAAUUGGUUUGAUCUUUUUCCGUUUGCUUCUGCUGUCUUUAAAUGGGAAGUUAUAUCAUAUCAUUGCUCUUGUAUUGUCAAUAUUCAGUCUAAGGUGAGUUUGGGUACAAAGCUGUUCAGGUUCUACAAUUUCUGGGCUGAUCAUCCUCAAUUCUUGGAAGUGGUGCGGUUCAGCUGGCAGUUACCUAUUCAUGCUACUGGUUUAAGGGCUGUUUUCUUAAAAUCCCUGAGGCUGAAACACAGUUUAAAAAAGUUUAAUCACAAUACCUUUGGAGAUAUUGGUUUGAGUUUUGAUAUGGCUAAAGAAAAAUAUCAGGAAGCUCAGUUAAAAGCCCAAGCUUUCCCGACUGAGUUUUGCUACCAACAAAGUGCUAAAGAAGCUGCUGAAGCGUACAUUAUUCAAGAAAAAAUGUUUUACAGUUUUUUGUCUCAAAGAAGUAAAGUGGACUGGUUACAGAAGGGAGACUUGAAUACCUCAUUUUUCUUUGCUUAUUUGAAGCAAAGAAGAGCUGCUAAUGGUAUUGCUUCUUUUGUUAAUGAUCAGGGUCAGUUGGUGGAUAGUUUUCCUGAGGUUGUCUCUCAUUUUGUUGAGCAUUUAAGAGGUUAUUUGGGGAAUCAGAGUUCAGCUUCAGGUAGCAUCAAUUUGGCUUGUUUAGAUUUGGGUCCCAAGCUUUCUAUUGAUCAUCAAACAUUACUGUUAAAGCCCUUUUCAGCUAAGGAAAUUCGGAAAGCUUUAUUUGGUAUUCCCUCUAACAAAUCGCCAGGUCCGGAUGGUUAUGGAUCUGGAUUUUUCAAGGCUGCCUGGCAGAUUGUUGGCAGCGAAGUUUGUUCUGCUAUUAGUAACUGUUUUGAAUCAGGGAAUUUUCCAUCAGACCUGCAUGAAACUUCAUUGUCCUUAAUUCCUAAGGUGGCCAAUCCUUCUCGAGCUAUUGAUUAUAGGCCAAUUGCGUGCUACACCACAUUAUAUAAAUGUAUUGCUAAGCUCUUAUGUUCUCGUUUGGCGUUGGUUCUUCCGGCUAUUGUUCAGCCAAACCAGGGGGCGUUUAUUAGAGGCCGUUCAAUAGCUCAUAAUAUCAUGAUCUUUCAAGAUCUUAUUAAAAAUUACGGUCGAGCUGUUACUUCCCCAAGAUGUGCUAUAAAGAUUGAUUUGAGCAAGGCUUAUGAUACGGUAGAUUGGCAAUUCCUUGAGGAUUUCUUAAAAGCUCUCUGUUUUCCUAUGAAGUUUAUAGGAUGGAUUAUGAUGUGUUUAAGGAAUACUUCUUAUUCUUUACUCAUGAAUGGUCGUGUUCAAGGUAAAUUCAAGGGUAAGAAGGGGCUGCGUCAGGGAGAUCCAAUGUCUCCUCUUUUAUUUGUUCUUAUCAUGGAAUACUUGACUCGGAGGCUUCAACUAGCUGCUCUUGAUCCCUCUUUCAGAUUUCACCCAAUGUGCAAGAGUUUAAAUCUUGUUAAUCUUUGUUUUGCUGAUGACUUGAUCAUCUUGUGUAAGGGUACUCAUUUGGCUGUCUUUUCCCUUAAGAUUGCGCUUGAUGAUUUCAGUUUCGCUACUGGUUUGACCAUUAAUUCUGCUAAGUCUCAAAUCGUUUUUGGUGGAGUCUCUUCUACUGUGCGGAAUGUCAUUUCUCAGGAGAUGAAUCUUAUGGAAGGAUCUUUUCCGCUCAAGUACCUGGGGGAUCCUAUGAGGCCAACUAAGUGGCAUCAUGAGGACUGUGAUAUAAUUUUGCAAAAAAUCAGAUUAAGACUUAAUUCUUGGUCUAGUAGACACCUCUCCUACGCAGGCCGAAUGCAGCUUAUCCAUUCGGUUUUAUUUGGUCUCCGUAACUAUUGGAUGAGUAUCUUUAUUUUACCUCAGAGUGUUGUUAAGGAAAUUGAGAAAUUGUGUCGUAGCUUCCUUUGGGGUAGUGCUAGUCUGAGAAGUCAACCUCAUUUAGCCUCUUGGAAGAAGGUUUGCCUUCCAAAAGCGUAUGGUGGUCUUGGUUUCAGAGAUGGCGCUCUUUGGAACAGAGCAAUUCUUGCCAAGUACAUUUGGGCUUUAUCUGAGCAGCCUGAGAUUUUAUGGCUGGUAUUGGAGGAAUGCCACAUAAGGGAGAAAUUUGGUCUAACUGAGAUUAAGGCAGCAGGUAGUUUUGGGAGGUUUCAGCCAUCCAAACUGUAUAAUUCAGCUCAAAACCAGCAGAUUGUAGAUUACUAUUCAACUGUCUGGUGCAAGCUCUCUUUACCUAAGCAUAGAUUCCUGCUUUGGCAAGUGAUUAAUGAGCAGCUCCUUACUAGGGAUAAUCUAUUCAAGCUGCAUAUUGUGGUGCCUGUUCAAUUGUGUCCGGUUUGUGGUUGCUUUCCUGAAAGUCACCAGCAUCUUUUCUUUACCUGUUGUUUAUCUACUCAAGUGCUUCAUAUUUUGUUUAGCUGGUUUGGGUUCAGUGCUUGGCCGAGUGAUUACACUAGCUGGAGUGUUUGGCUAGCUCGUCCUCGGCGUGGUCUGCUGGCAGUCUUGCUGAAUCUUGUUGUUGCUGCUACUGUGUACAACAUUUGGAGAAAUAGGAACAUAAGUGUUUUUGAUGACUAUUCUAUGACAGCUAACUGUCUUGUUAAUGAGAUUAAAUCUUGCUUAGCACUCUGA
Humulus lupulus (European hop) is the source of this 3150-nucleotide messenger RNA. RefSeq lists its product as uncharacterized. The coding region runs from base 1 to 3150 and encodes 1049 amino acids. NCBI's taxonomy places the organism in Eukaryota, Viridiplantae, Streptophyta, Magnoliopsida, Rosales, Cannabaceae. The transcript has 4 exons. The record is from RefSeq and is a predicted model, not a curated record.